Scutellospora calospora is the source of this 555-nucleotide messenger RNA. Lineage: Eukaryota; Fungi; Glomeromycota; Glomeromycetes; Diversisporales; Gigasporaceae. The record is from the annotation of a GenBank genome assembly.
AUGGCAGGAUUAGCACCUACAAUGAUUAAAUCGGACAUCGAUAUGACUUUUCUUCCCAAUGAGAUUCUUCAAAAGAUAUUUAAUUUACUUACAAUAAAAAAUUAUGAUAAAAAAAAGUCUUAUAAUAUGAUGAUCACAAGUUUUCUUGUCUAUCUCGACAUAGAGAAACAAAAAGAUCUUGAAAAAAAUGGAGUAAUUAUUCCAAAUUAUGAACCAAUGUUUAAUUAUCCGAAAUAUCUUUGUUGUUUGAAUAUUAAUGGACUUAAAGGUGCAAUAGUUGAUAAAAUAGUGAUGAAAAAUGAAAGGUUAUCUAGUUUAUUACGAAAUCUUGUUAUGAAAUAUAUUUUAAUAAUGUUAUCAAAUAGAGAUAAUAAAUUAGAAUCAAUUACAAUUAGAAUUGGUUAUGGUCGUUUGGCUGUUUCAAUUUCUGAUAUUCGAAUUUUAUUAAAUCCAAAUUUUCGGAGUUUAAUCGAACCUGUUAAAAAGAUGAAUUUAUUAUUAGGAUCUCCAACUGAUGGAUUCAUACUUAAACUUUCUUCAAUUUGUCAAAAAUUG